Klebsormidium nitens is the source of this 1037-nucleotide messenger RNA. NCBI's taxonomy places the organism in Eukaryota, Viridiplantae, Streptophyta, Klebsormidiophyceae, Klebsormidiales, Klebsormidiaceae. The record is from the annotation of a GenBank genome assembly.
CCGCGAGUAAAACCUAGAAUGGCAGCAGGAGAGCUCUGCCACCUGACGCCGUGGCGGCCGCCACGUCAGACCUGAGGUCUGGUCUGCAGCUGAUGCUCUGGAGGAUGGCAGCUGGGCGCCUUGGGGCCUGCUUCGAGAGUGGAUGCAUACGGGUGCUGGAGUUGCUGACUAAGGGGAGCCUUGCUGAGAGGUAGCCCUGAAACAAGGGGGGCCAUGGUGUUUUGAAAGCCCAUCCAUUUUAGGGUUUGCGUACGUGAUGGUUGUGUACAGCAGCCUUGGAUCGUGCAAGCGUUUGUUCUUCUAGAUUGUGAACUCCGAAGGCCCGCGAAUGCGAUUGCUAUCAUGGUGUACCACUCAACCUUCACAGAUGAAGAAGGGGCUCAGCAAGCCUGCGGGCUGACUAUCUUCCCCCUUCGGACUAGCACACGUGGGCCAGCUGCUGCGAUUGAGACAGGCAAGGAGGACAUUCUCGACGAGGCGUUGACGUGCUUUCGCGCCAACGUCCUGUUCCGCAAGUUCGAGGUCAAGGGCUCCUCCGACAAGCUGCUGGUGUAUCUCACGCUCUUUAUCAGCCUGUGCCUGAAAAAGCUCGAAGGCUGCAAAUCGGAUGCGGAGGGUGUCAAAGUGCUCAUCAUGAUGGGGCUUGACAAGUUUGCGCUCCCAGGGGAGCCGGGCUUCCCGCUGAACGCGCUGUUCAGCCCGGCCCGAACGAAAGACGAAGCAGAUCUGUUCCGGAGUUACUUGAAACAAGCAAGAGAAGAGACCAGUAGUCGGCUACUGGAAAAGUGUUUCAGCCCUGACGGCAGCCCUAACAAGUGGUGGCUCGCCUUUUCAAAACGGAAAUUUAUGAACCUUGCUUUGACAUCCUAGUACCUGGUCCUGAGCAUGCACUGCGGUGUGUUCAGCCCCAUUCUUACUGUACAUCGACCUUCUGAUCAACGUCCGAUAUGUUCAACAAGGGGAGAACACAGACGAAUGCACGUUGGUUUUACCGAAGCGACUGCGUGAAGCUUGCUUUGCUUGUUCUAUAGUUUGCG